AUGUGUUGUAACGUUGCGUGUGGCAGGUCGUUUCGCUCCACCGAGCGGUUGGAAGGAGUUGCUCUGCGUGGACAAGCAAAGGUCCGCAAGACGAUCACAAGUGUGCCACAUCUGACAGAGGCACAAGGCACAGAGGCACAAAGCUCUUCCUUCCCAGCUGCCCACUCCAGCAGAUGGUCUCCACAAUUACCCCCAGACUGUCCCGCAGUUAAUGGUCCUACUCAUAUCGCCGAUAAUGUCUCCUCUCUGGGACUUAAUCCCGAAACUGGAGGGGGUCCCAAGGCACUCCCAACAUCUGGUACCUGA
Nezara viridula (southern green stink bug) is the source of this 306-nucleotide messenger RNA. The record is from the annotation of a GenBank genome assembly. Lineage: Eukaryota; Metazoa; Arthropoda; Insecta; Hemiptera; Pentatomidae.